Cuscuta campestris is the source of this 1590-nucleotide messenger RNA. NCBI's taxonomy places the organism in Eukaryota, Viridiplantae, Streptophyta, Magnoliopsida, Solanales, Convolvulaceae. The record is from the annotation of a GenBank genome assembly.
CUCAAUCCUCCAUGUAUGUAAUCUCCAACCCCCACUUCUCUUCUUCCAAUUCUUAAGAACAAGCAAAAAAAAGUUCAAUUCCAUUUCAAUCCCAAAUGGGGAAGAAGAAAAAGUUUGUGAUUUUAGUCCUCAUUUUCUUGAAUCUUCCUUCUGGGUUUUCUUUAGCCUCAGCCACACCCACUGCAAUCUUUGGGAUAGUGACCAAUGUCGUGCCUGCAUUUUUCCACUGGGUGGUAUCACUAAUCUCCGAGACUGAACCAGAAUAUCAGCCAAGCAUCAAACUGAUGAAAGGUUGGGUUUUUGCAAUUCUUUUGUACCUUUUUCAUCAGAUAUAUCCAUCUGUUCAAUGACGAAAUUCGAGAGGGGAUACAGAGUUGAGACCAUCUUUGAUGGAAAGAAAUUCGGAGUUGAGCCACACUCCGCAGUGGUUUCACCUGUGAGAGAACAAGUCUUCAUUUCUGAUUCUGAAAAUAACAAUAUUUACAAGAUUUCAACACCACUCUCUCUCCAUAGCCAACCUGUGUUGAUCACUGGAUCGCCGGAAGGAUGUUGUGGACACAUUGAUGGGGAGUUGAGAAACGCAAGGAUGAAUCGCCCGAAAGGGCUAGCUGUGGAUGACACUGGAAAUGUAUAUGUUGCAGAUACCAUGAACAUGGCCAUUAGAAAAAUCUCUACCAAUGGAGUGGUUACAAUUGCAGGAGGGAAAUGGUUAAAGGGAGAAGAAGGGGACAUGGAGAGAGCAAGCGAAGAUGCAAAGCUUUCAAGCGACUUUGACGUGGUUUAUGUUCGAAGCAGCUGCUCGCUUUUGGUUAUUGACAGAGGAAACCGAGCAAUUAAAGCCAUCCAGCUUCACAGGACUGACUGCUCUCAUCACAAUCACAACAGUUCCCAUCCAUGCACAUCACUUGUUGUUGCUUCCUGUUUGUUUGGUUACAUGUUGUCUCUGUUACAACGUAGAAUCGGCACAAUUUUCUCAUCGAAUUGCAGCAAGAAAUCUGAAUCAGCAUCACUAGGAAGAGCAUUGUUAAACACUUGCUCAUCUGUUGUUAAAUUCUGCUCCCAUUCAUGCUCUUGGCGGUCAAAGAACCAAUCAUACGCAGUUCAUCAUCAUCAUGAAGAAGAUGACCAUCAACCAAUUAGAACGAAACAACACUCUUCGGUGAACAAAACACCACUCUUUGGCUUUCAUCAACACCAUCACAAGAAACAGACGUCAAGACCACAGACUCAUUACAUGGAAGAACACAGCAGCGAGAUGAUUGUGUUUGGGGCAGUUCAGGAAGACGAAGGAUUUCGCCAGUCCAAAUAUUGUGGUGCUUUUGAACACAGCUGAGAUCAUUCUCAUCCACCAUAUAACCAUUAUCAUAGUAUCUGUUUAUGGAUCUUGAUGAAUAUAUGUUACUCUCUCUAUAUGUCUAUGUAUGAAUAGUGUAUACUCAUCUUUUGUCUUGAAAAACUUUGAAUCUAGUUUUUAAAUAUAUAAUUUAUGUUUUUAAAUUUUGAACCAAUCUCUGGAUAACUUCAAUAAAAAAAAAUAACAUGAAUCGAACAUUAUAAACCGCAAGACAUGAAUAACUACAGAAGAAAGGG